This is a messenger RNA of Aethina tumida (small hive beetle), 4425 nucleotides long. RefSeq names its product neuroligin-4, X-linked-like. Gene Ontology annotation, cellular component: synapse; cell surface; postsynaptic membrane. The transcript has 10 exons. The record is from RefSeq and is a predicted model, not a curated record. NCBI's taxonomy places the organism in Eukaryota, Metazoa, Arthropoda, Insecta, Coleoptera, Nitidulidae. The coding region runs from base 517 to 3423 and encodes 968 amino acids. Gene Ontology annotation, molecular function: neurexin family protein binding; signaling receptor activity. Gene Ontology annotation, biological process: chemical synaptic transmission; modulation of chemical synaptic transmission; neuron cell-cell adhesion.
CAUACGCCGCCGAUACGCGUGACACGCUCGCGACACGCGACUCAUUUUUCACCGUUUCGAAAAGAUCGUCGAUUUUUUUUUUGAAUUUUCCCGGAGAUAAUUCUUGAUGCGUUUCGGUGUUUUGUAGAUUGGGAUGCGUUACGUUGGUUACGCGACGCGAUGUUCGGGUGACGGAACGGCCGGAGCCCGGUCUUAUUUGUGACCGGACUGAUUUUUGACUGUUUUGGACGGCCGAUUCGAUUGUGUGGGAGGAUUUCGUGUGAGUGGUUUUAUGAGUGGACCAAAUAAGUCAGUACGGUUCGUGUGGAUUGUGCAGUGUUUUGGUACGUACCGGUUUCUGGAUCACUUCGGUUUUUGGUUUUAAAGAUCAGAGAAGGUGCCGUUCGAAGUCUUGGGUCCUGCGCCAGCCUCCCAAAUAUGGGCGGAUGAAAUACUCCUCUGUGAUGAUACCAGAAAUGACAGGACCGAAUUAAGAGAAGCAACUUCCACGUCCACGGCAUGUUCCCGACCUAAGCGAUGGCGGCGCGAGGCAGAGGAUUGCAUCUGUUGCUGGUGGCGGCGGCGAUAUGCACGUGCCGCUGCGACAGUUCGUACAUGAAGAACGCGAAGAUCAGCACGCGCAUCGUGCAGACGCGUUACGGCCGGUUGCAGGGUCUGAUCGUGCCGAUGGACUCGCACCGGUUCCUGAAGCCGAUCGAGGUGUUCCUGGGCGUACCGUACGCCACGCCGCCCGUCAAGUCGAACAGGUUCAGUCCGACGAGGACGCCCAGCCCGUGGGAGGGCGUGAGGGUGUCGGACAAGUUGGGGCCGGUGUGUCCGCAGAAACUGCCCGACAUAGCGAACGAAACGGCGGCGCUGGAGCGGAUGCCGAAGGGCCGGUUGGAGUAUUUGAAGCGGCUGCUGCCCUAUUUGAGGAACCAGAGUGAGGACUGCUUGUAUUUGAACAUUUACGCACCAACACAAGUGUCCACGGAAACUCGUCAUCCUGUGAUAGUCUACAUUCAUGGGGAGUCGUUCGAAUGGAAUUCGGGGAAUCCCUACGACGGCAGCGUGUUGGCCUCGUACGCCGAUCUGGUCGUGGUCACGUUAAAUUAUAGAUUAGGAAUUUUAGGUUUUCUAAACGCCAACCCCGCACCCCAUCUCAAAGCCCGAGUGGCCAACUACGGGCUGAUGGACCAGAUAGCGGCCCUGCACUGGAUCCAACAAAACAUUGCCCUAUUUGGCGGUGACCCCAACAACGUGACCAUGGCAGGUCACGGCUCCGGGGCCGCCUGUAUCAACUUCCUCAUGAUCUCCCCCACCGUGAUGCCUGGACUGUUUCACCGCACCAUCUUGCUGUCCGGCUCGGCCCUCUCCUCCUGGGCUUUGGUUGAGGAUCCGGUCAAUUACGCCGUCAAGUUGGCCAAGGAGGUUAAUUGCACGAUACCGGAGGACGUGGGCAAGGACCACGAGAUCAUAGUGGACUGUCUCAGAGAGACCCCACUGGAGGACAUACUACAAGCUGAGGUGGUACCCCCGGCUUAUUUAAGCGCUUUCGGGCCGAGUGUCGAUGGGGUGGUGAUCAAGGCGGACUUCGCCAAGGAGCUGGUCACCUACUUCAAGCCGUCCGACUUGCAGAACUUCGUCGGGGCGGUGAACGCCAACAUGAAGCGAAGCGAGGCCACUCUGGUGCCUCGCGGCAACAACCCCUACGACCUACUCUUCGGAGUUGUAACCAGUGAGGCUUUGUGGAGGUUUUCGUCCAACGACAUCCAACAAGGCUUCGAAGGCGACCGAAGGGACAAGAUAAUAAGGACUUAUGUGCGUAACGCGUACACCUAUCACCUCAGCGAGAUCUUCUUCACCGUCGUGAACGAGUACACGGACUGGGAACGUACGGUGCAGCAUCCCAUAAACACUAGGGAUGCCGCAGUGGCAGCUCUGAGUGACGCCCAGUUCGUUGCUCCGUUAGUGCAAACCGGUGAUUUGUUGAGUGCCAAAACUCCACAACCGGGACAAGAGCCUAGCCUGGCCAAGACGUUCUUUUACGUCUUCGACUACCAAACCAAAGACGGCGACUACCCUCAGAGGAUGGGCACGGUGCACGGCGAAGAGCUGCCCUACUUGUUCGGCGCCCCCCUGGUCGACGGCUUCAAUCACUUUCCGAAAAAUUACACCAGAACUGAAAUAUCAUUAUCCGAGUCCUUCAUGAUAUACAUCUCGAAUUUCGCCCGUACCGGGAAUCCGAACGAGCACCACAAGCAGGAGCCGACGUUGGCGGCGUCGAGGGAGAGGAACAGGUUCAAGUCGAUCCUGUGGGACGAGUACGAUUCGACGCAUCAAAAAUAUCUCGAAAUCAGCAUGAAGCCGCGCAUGAAAAACCACUUCAGAGCCCACCAACUGAGCGUGUGGCUGCGCCUGAUCCCGGAGCUCCACCGUGCCGGCAUGGAGGACGUGGUGGCCCGUCACAACCUCUUCCGCAACCACAACAACGCCGACCUCUACGACGGGGCAGUCCGACCUGACCCACUGUCGAGGGUCAGCUACUACGACCCAACCAUGGAGCUGUUCAGGCGACGUCCCAACGCCAGCAUCAACAGCCUGGACUCCCCAACAACCGUUGACACCAUCGUCACAACUUGCGUCAACGUUGUCUCGUCCGGCAACUACAACUCGCAGGUCUACCCGAACCAGAACGCCUCCACGGACACGUUGGCGAGCCUGGAGGCUGCCGGCUACGCAGCUUACAGUACCGCUCUAAGCGUCACCAUAGCAAUCGGCUGCUCCUUGUUGAUCCUCAACGUGUUGAUAUUUGCCGGGGUCUAUUACCAAAGAGAUAAGACGAGGAUGGAGGUGAAAAACCUCCAGGAGCAACAAAGCAGAAACCAGGCAACCUUCGAAACAAUCUCCAAACACCAGCACUACCACCUGGGCCACUCGCAGAGCACCAACGUAAUCGUAGACGUAGAACAAGACACAUCAGCAAUGAUCCUGGCGGCGAACGCCCAACAAGACUUGCACGCCAUGAACAAGGUCCAGCAACACCUGUGCCCCACCAGCAUAUCCAACACCCUGAAGGCUCCGCCUCCAAGCCCCAACGUCAUGAUGCAGAACUGCAUGACGCUGCCCAAAAACGCCUCCGCCCACAUGCAGCAAAUGCAACACAUGCAACAGAUGCACAACUACGGACAGGGAUGCAUGACGUUGCCCAAGAACGCCACGCUGAUGAACAACACCGCUUGCAUUAUCGCCGAGAUGCAGCAGCAGGGAAUCGUACAGCCGCCGAACGGUAACGCUAUACCGAUGAGUGUGCCCAAGCCUCCGCCACCUCCGAGGGCCAAAAGUCCUGAGACCCAACCGUUGUUGAGUUCCGGGCACAACAACAUGAGUAACAAGGGCAACAUGAGGCUACCGCAGGCGGCGAUGAGCGAGAUGAGGGUAUGAUACAUUCCAUCGACCUGAACACACAUGACUAUUCGUCCGAAACAUUAAAACUAAGUGCGAUACUCAUUAAUUUAAUUAUAUAUUUAUUGGCCUAUGAUAAAGGCCUCAACACUAAUUGUAAAUACUACGAAAUUUAUUAUAAAUGUUUAAGUGUAUAAGUGUAAAGUCUCGAGUUCAUUACGUUUAUUUCUUCGAGUGGGUUCAAGUGGUAGGUUGAGGACCAAUAUAAUCGACUUAGAGAUAAACGCUGAAUAUUUUAACAUUUCAGUUAAACUUACAUUGAUAUUGAUCACUUUUGUUUCGAAACAUCCAUCGCUUUUAAGGGACUUUUAUGGGACUGACGAUGUGUUUUCAAGCAGUGGAUCUGUGCCGAAACAAUCAGAACAUGGUAUACGAUUGCAAAAACUAUUUGCUACUCCUGCGACUUGUUUUAAUUAAAUUUUACUUGGCCCGGUGGUGCUGGGACGCUUGAAAUGCAAACCUCGACCUGUUUGUUUAUUUUGAAGAGGAAACUUAAAACGAGAGUGGACUUAAAAAUUAUCUGUUGAAGUGACUGGUUGAGGAGUUAAGCAGGAUUCACUGUUUGCAAAUAUGCGAAGAAGAGGGACUAAGAUAAAUACUGCCAAUAUACUAGCAUACAAUUUUUGUACUUCUCCCCCAAUUUUAUAACCUGUGCCAAAUAUUAUUGUGCGCCAAACACUAUUUUUAUUUCAGGACAGCUAAAACGCCCAGUGUUUUAAAAAUCAAGUGGACAAUCUAAAAAAAACUACAAUUAAACAGAUACAAAUGUGUAGUAAGUUUCAAAUUUCAACGAAAACUAGUAGAAACGAGUUAGUGAAAUUAUUAAAAAGCAACUUUUAGACAAUGUAUAUAUUAAUCCACACAAUUUUUCUUGGAAAUUUGAAACUGUAUCGUCUAAAGGAAACAAACUGACGAAAUUGUACUUAUUUUGUAAAUAAAGCAACAUCGGUGUAAUUUCCUUGACCUGUUACGAAAAAUGUU